AUGGCUGCUAAGAAAGGUAUUAACAUAAGGAUCGUGAAUGAAAAAAUUUGGAGAGAAUUUUCUGCGCUUUCAACGGAAAUGGUUUUGACAAAGAAUGGAAGGAAGUUGUUUCCACGACUACAAUACAAAAUCAGCGGUUUGGAACCAAAACGACGAUAUUUGAUGGAACUUCACUUUCAUUUAGCCGAUAACAAGAAGUAUAAAUUUAAAGAAGAUGGAUGGGCGCCAACUGAAUGCUUCGAACCAAAUUUUUUACCGCAGAAAGUGAUACAUCCAGACGGUUGGCAAACUGGCGAUAUUUGGGUGCAGUGUGGUAUCAAAUUUGAUCGAGUUAAAAUCACCAAUAACACUGAGGAUCCACGUGGAAAUGUACUGUUACAAUCUAUGCGGAAGUAUCAGCCGGUAGUCACAGUGUAUACAUCUGAAAAUAUCAUAGAACGAGUCAACAAUUUCUGUUUACCACAAGAACGAUUUAUUAAGAUUUUCGAAUUUUGUAAUCGAAUCCAGGAGUUUAUCGCAGUCACUGCAUAUCAGAACAAUAGAAUAACUGCAUUAAAAAUAACCAACAAUCCAUAUGCCAAGGGAUUUCGUGACGGACAAAACAAGCGAAAACGUUCACUUUCGAGCACAGGUGAUUUUUCGGUUUUUCUUUUCUCUUUGCCUAGUUGUAUGAAUCCAACUGGUGAUAUGCAAUUCAAUUCAAUGCCUCCAUUACAACAUCAACCGGUUUAUACGCCAACCACAUUCCAACAGUUUGAUGUACCGCUAACGCCACAGUUUACAUAUCAGCAACCACCUUUGAACACGCAACAGUAUUGCUAUCCGACAACUAUGCCAGGUUAUACGCCUUGGCAAUGUACAAACGUGUGGAACCCUGGUUUUAUGCAGUCGUCGCCGUCGCUGUUUGAUGACAGUAGUCAACAGUUCCUUGUGUAA
Molecule: messenger RNA, 936 nt
Organism: Enterobius vermicularis (human pinworm)
Lineage: Eukaryota; Metazoa; Nematoda; Chromadorea; Rhabditida; Oxyuridae
Source: the annotation of a GenBank genome assembly